CAUGCCCCCACGCGGCUGACACUGCCGCCAUGUACUCCCCGUACUGCCUCACCCAGGGCACCUGACCUUCCAGGACUGCUUCGUGACGUCGGGCGUCUGGAAUGUGACGGAGCUGGUGAGGGUGUCCCAGACCCCUGUGGCGACGGCAUCAGGCCCCAACUUCUCGCUGGCUGACCUGGAGAGCUCGGGGGGCUACUACAACAUCAGCCCCGUCGCCCUUGGCCGCCGACCCCUGGGGCCCCCUGCCGCCAGUGGCCCGAAGCGCCCCAAGGCGCUGGACGAGGGGGACCUGGAGGGUCCGGGGGAUGACGUCUUCUACCCCGGGCCGGGGCGAUCCCCAGCCCCUGGCAGCAGCCAGGGACCCUGGGGGGGGGACGUUGACACUGGCCCGGCAGCGCUGAAGAAGUCGGGAAAGUUGGAUUUCUGCAGUGCCCUGUCGGGGCACGGGGCUGCCCCCCGCAUGGCCUUCGCCACCCCCCUGCCUGUCCUGGCUGGCGUCCGCCCCGGCAGCCCGCGGGCCACGGCCUCGGCGCUGCACUUCCCGUCGGGGUCCCUCCUGCCCCAGUCGAGCCCCUACUUCGCCCACCCCACCAUCCGCUACCACCACGGGCAGGACUCGCUCAAGGACUUCGUCCAGUUCGUCUGCGCCGACGGUGCCGCCCAGGGCCCGCUCUCCCCGCAGCAUUCGCAGCGUCAGGCACCGCCGCUGCCCCCCGCCUUGUCGGCCUCGGACCCCGCGACGGCAACUUUCUGACCCUCCCCCCAGCAGCAGGUAGGACCCUCCCCCCCCUCCAAAACACUUGUGGGUCCCCUUCCCAGACACUGGGGUCCCCCCCCAUGCUCAUGGCCCCUCCCCACUUGUGGGUACCCCCAACCCGUGGGUCCCCUCCUAGACACCUGGUUUCCUUCCCCCCAUGGGUCCCCUCCACGGGAGGGGACAUGCAACGAGAAACGUGGUUCCCCCCUACACUUGUGUGUCCCCUCCCAGCGGGGGUGGGGCGGGGGUGUCCCACUCGUGGGUCUCCCCAGUGCUUGCAGGUUUGUGUCCCCCCAACUAUAGGUCCC
This is a messenger RNA of Falco peregrinus (peregrine falcon), 1065 nucleotides long. RefSeq names its product nuclear factor I X (gene NFIX). The record is from RefSeq and is a predicted model, not a curated record. Gene Ontology annotation, molecular function: DNA-binding transcription factor activity, RNA polymerase II-specific; RNA polymerase II cis-regulatory region sequence-specific DNA binding. Gene Ontology annotation, cellular component: nucleus. Gene Ontology annotation, biological process: regulation of transcription by RNA polymerase II. Lineage: Eukaryota; Metazoa; Chordata; Aves; Falconiformes; Falconidae.